AUGUCAGGCCGCGGCAAGGGAGGCAAAGGACUCGGAAAAGGUGGUGCUAAACGCCACAGAAAAGUGCUGCGAGACAACAUCCAAGGUAUUACGAAGCCGGCUAUUCGUCGUCUAGCUCGACGUGGUGGAGUCAAGCGUAUUUCUGGUCUGAUCUAUGAAGAAACUCGUGGUGUGCUGAAAGUAUUCCUCGAAAAUGUGAUUCGUGAUGCUGUCACCUACUGCGAACACGCCAAACGCAAGACAGUCACUGCCAUGGAUGUCGUCUAUGCUCUCAAACGUCAAGGUCGCACACUCUACGGAUUUGGAGGAUAA
Molecule: messenger RNA, 312 nt
Organism: Cylicocyclus nassatus
Lineage: Eukaryota; Metazoa; Nematoda; Chromadorea; Rhabditida; Strongylidae
Source: the annotation of a GenBank genome assembly